This is a messenger RNA of Blastomyces gilchristii SLH14081, 1817 nucleotides long. Its product is annotated as cytochrome c oxidase subunit 5b. Bases 158 to 754 code for a protein of 198 amino acids. The transcript has 6 exons. The record is from RefSeq and is a predicted model, not a curated record. Gene Ontology annotation, biological process: mitochondrial electron transport, cytochrome c to oxygen. Gene Ontology annotation, cellular component: mitochondrial envelope. NCBI's taxonomy places the organism in Eukaryota, Fungi, Ascomycota, Eurotiomycetes, Onygenales, Ajellomycetaceae.
CUGGUGCUGACUAAUCGUACGAUUCUCCUCGGACGGAUCCGGUUGGUUGCUUGGAAGUCAACCUCAACUUCAACUUCUUGUCCAAAUAAUAUCACACCACCCUCGCUCUCCAAACCGCAACUACUACUAUUUCGAAAAGCCAUUGGCAGUCGGCACAAUGUUUGCUCAGCGGACCGCCUUCGCCCUCGCUAGGCGCACCCCCGUUAAGGCUCUUGCCCGACGCUCUUUUUCCACAUCAGUUGUCCGACGUGAUGCUGGGAAGCCGGCCACAUCCAAAUGGGACCCCAAGCCCGGCGAGCCUGUUGGCAAAUUAGUUUCUUUCGAAGAUAUCGCGGAACAAACUGACCUUCUACCCCCCGGUGCGAAGCCCGGAACCAUGCCUACGGACUACGAACAAGCAACUGGUUUGGAGAGAAUUGAACUUCUAGGGAAGAUGCACGGAAUUGAUGUUUUUGAUAUGCGACCUCUUGAUGCGUCGAGAAUGGGAACCUUCGAAAACCCGAUUAUAGUUAAAUCUGGAGGCGAUGAGCAAUAUGCCGGAUGCACUGGAUACCCCGCCGACUCCCAUGAUGUUGUGUGGCUCACGGUAUCCCGCGAGCGACCAAUUGAGCGAUGCUCAGAGUGUGGCAACGUCGUUAAGAUGGACUAUGUUGGACCUGAGGACGAUCCCCAUGCUCACGAUGAACACCACCAGGUCCAUGAGGAUCCCAAGACCAUGGCCGACUUCGUCAAGCCCGAAUACUGGUAUAGAUAAAUAGAUACCGGAACCGAUUUACUUUGAGAGAAUGAGAAAAGGUUCUUGACCUUGUCUACCUGCUCUGAAACUUGAAUCCACAGCGGACCUAAUGUAAAACGUGUCAAAAACAGCAACUUGCCAUAGUCGGUUUUGUUUCUUUCAUGUCCACGCACAUGCGUGCAAACAACCUAUCUCUCCCAGUGUCUUUCUCAUGUGCAAUCUUAGUUUAUUGCCCUCCCGUGGGUCAUAUACCGACUCUACUCCAUCUCCUAGCUGACAUUUACCUUCUUAUUUUCAUAUGUAGAUUAUUGCAGCUUUUGUAUUACACCAUGAAUGAAGGCGGGAAUUCUUUUUUUGAAUAUUUGAGGUUUUCGAUUGUUGAGUGCCUGGUGUCACAUGUUGGCUAGUACCGCCAAAUAUCCAGGUGUAGUGCAAAGGAGCUAUGAACCGAUUUGAGAAAAGAUUUUAGCUACGCGCUUAUCUAAGUUCAAUGUCGAUUCUGUCCGGUACAACUUCCUGGACUUGGUUGAUCUGCAAUCGCCAAGGCCGGUCGUGAGAGCCCAGAAUACUAGACGAUGCAUAUGUGUUGUGACAUACAUGCCAUCAAUAGCCAUCAUCGGAGAUUAUCUUAAUCGCUUCAGUUGACACCUUGCUCAGUAUAUCGUAUUCGAUCUAAUCGCCCGUACUUAAAAUAUGUAGAACACCAGUACAGUACAUGCACCUAUUUCAACCACCACAUAAUCAUCAACUGUGACUAGUUCGUUAAGAUAUCGCUUCCCAGCCUCUGACCCUGUGUCUAAUAGAAUAUGCCCAUCACAAUCAACAACCCCGCCUCUCCCUGCAUUAAGUUGAGUCCACCUUGAGUCCCCUUGAGUCCCCCCGGAGUGGCAUUAGCUCAGCCCUAUUCGCCAGUUCGCGUUCCACAACAAAGCCUCCCCCUCUACCUAGAUGUUGUACCAUGCCGGGAUGCAUGUUCAAACUUUUCUUGUUCAUCCACACGGUCUCUCUGCAUUUGACUCCUUUCCCACCUGCUUGCCCCCUUCUUUUCUUGAGAGACGCCGAUAACGGUUAACCGUUGAAA